Molecule: messenger RNA, 4106 nt
Organism: Durio zibethinus
Lineage: Eukaryota; Viridiplantae; Streptophyta; Magnoliopsida; Malvales; Malvaceae
Source: RefSeq, a predicted model, not a curated record
CGACCGGGAAAGCAUUUCUGACCAUCUCGCACCCCCAGCACGUGCCAUCCCCUAACCGCGAAACUAAAAACCGACCAGAAAAUUGACAAAGUAAAACCAAAAUUAGCAAAAACCAAAAAUGAAAUUAAAAACAAAAGAAAAAAUUAAAAAAAAAAAUACUAGAUAGAAACGUUUCUCUCUCUCUCGUUCGAAAAAGGCUUCGCAGAGGACAACGCGAAGGUUUUGUGAAGAGAGAGAAAAAAAAUUAAACCCCCAAAAAAGGAAAAACACUAUCUCCACGGAGAGGGAAAGCUCAAAGCCAAAGGGUAAAAAACAGAAUAGAAGAGUGGUGUCGUCUCUCUAUUGGAGUUGGGCUUCAGAGCUAGGGUUUCGGCUUUCCUUUUUUUAAAGCUUUUUGAUGAAGAUUUCUUUUUAGACAUUGUCUUGAAGCUUCACUCUUGUUCUGGAUGGAACAGAAAUUGUCAUUGUGUCACAAAGUCUUCAGUGUUUGGUGGUUUGGUAUCUGAAGUACCAUGACGCUGGAAGAUUUUUUCACUCUGACUGAGAUGAAAGAUGGGCUGACAUCCCCUUCACGGGUUGAGGAGCUGUUAACUGUAAUGAAAAAGGGUAAAGAUUCUGUUGUGAAGAAUGUCAGUGAUGCAACCAGGCAGUGGACUGCUGUUGCAAGCACAAUUGCUGCCACCGAGAAUAAAGAUUGUCUCGAUCUUUUUAUUCAACUAGAUGGACUCUGGUUUCUUGGCAGAUGGCUCAAGGAUGCUCAAGAUUUUGGUAAUGACUCAAGUGACAGUUUUGAGGAAGAAUCAAUUAGUGCACUCUUACGAGCACUUGAAAUGUUGCAUAGAAAUAAUGAGAGGUCUAUUUCUUCAGAGAUCUGGAUUACUGUCAAGAAUCUUCUUGUCCACAAUAGCCCUCGAGUUCAGGAUAGAGCUAGAUUGCUCUUUGAUAACUGGAAACGAGGUAGAGUUACGGAUGAUGUUCAGAGUGGUGUUGAUAGUGGUGGACGCGACUUUGGGAUUUCAGACAAUGCAAUAAUUACUGGAGAAAACGGUGGUACAGAAUGUUCUGCCAAAGAUGUUCCUGUUGCUGUAGGAAGUGCCCAUGAAGAAAAUGAUGGUGUAGAUGCUGCAAAAAAUGAAAACCUUCCUUCAAACCUAGAUGGUGUUCAACCAGAAAGGGCUAAAGAUUUAUACAUUGAAACUACUAAUGAUCAGGUCGAGUCUCACAUAAACUCAGACUGUGCAGACAUGGAAAACAAAUCUCCAAAUCAUAUGGCCUCCACUUUUGUGCCAAAUCCCAUUCAAGAAAAGUCGUCCAUGAAGGAAGAGCUCCCAGCAAAAACUGUGGAAGAAACUGCAUCCCCUGAGGCAUGCAGUUUGCCAGAAUUAAAGCAAGAAAAUGUUGGUGUUUCAGUUGCUCAGAAGUUGAAUGGGGUUUCAACUGAUGAAAAGAAGUUGGAUAUGACAGUUUUUUCCUCUAGUACUUUGGAAAAUGUACUGGUUUCUUCUGGUUCUGGUGUUGGAAGUGCUCAGGAGGCUGUAACGGAACCCAAUUUGCAAAAUGAUUCUGAAGCCAAUAAGAGUGAUGUUCUAAAAUCAGUUGCUCUGGGUGAUGAUAGUGCACCCGUUUCACAGCCAAAGAAGGCAAUGGGUGAUGCAGGGGUUACGAAUCAUUCAGGCAAUGGUUCUCAUUUGUGCAUGUUGCAGAGCUCCCCUGAGAAGGAGUUUAUAUAUGGAAAGCCUGGGGAUCUGGAGACUACCUUUUCCAGGAUGGAAGACAUUGGAACAGUGGAUGAAGAUAAGGAGAGUUGUGGAGUAGAGCAUUUGAGGGGUGGUACCAAUUUUACCCAUAGUCCUGAUGUGAUUGAUAGCAGAACGUCUGAUAUUGAGCUUGAGUAUGGCUUAGUCGAUGCUCUAGAAGUUGCCCGAAAAGUUGCUCAAGAAGUGGAGCGAGAAGUAGUAGAUGACAGAGAGCCUUCAUGCAGCUCUUCAGAGAAGAUUUCUGGAGUUGGAAUUAGGCAACCCGGUACUCCAGACUCCAUAAAUGGAAAGCAAGACCUGCCUACACAGCUCAUACCAAAGGAGGUGUCAACUGGACCCAAUCAGUCUGCUGAAACAUAUAAUGAGGUGGAGAGGCACAUAAUUAAUUCAGAUAAUGUAGACAAUGAACCAGAAAAUGACUUGCAUGACAUGGAGGCCUCUCAGUUGACCGUGAUUCAAGAACCUGAACUCAACACUCAGAAAAGCCUUUGUGAUUUUGACCUGAACCAGGAAGUCUGUUCUGAUGACAUGGAACGCGCAGUUAAUUCCAUCUCCACCCCCAUUUCAGUAGUUUCUGCUUCAAGGGCAGCAGCGGCUCCUUGCUUGCCUGUAGCUCCUCUACAGUUUGAGGGGGCUCUUGGAUGGAAAGGAUCUGCUGCCACUAGUGCUUUUCACCCAGCAUCACCUCGCCGAAACUCUGAUGGUGAGAAGACUCUUUCCCUUGGGGGAACAAGCAGUAGCUCAAAACAAAGGCUGGAUUGCCUUGAUUUUGAUCUUAAUGUUGCCGAAGCUGGUGAUGAAAAAGGUGCUGAACUAAUGUCAGGCAAACAGGUUACAGUCUCACCAGGCCUCCAUUCUGUGGAAUCUUCACUGGAAGUGAGUCCAAGAAAAUCCAAGAGACUUAAGCUAGAUUUAAAUCUUAUCAGUGAUGAUGCUUAUGCUCCUGCAUUAGAGUCAAGAGUUGAGGGACAACUCUUUUACAACAGGAAUGGGCAUCGUAGCCCUUCACCUGCCUCAUCAUCAUCAUCAAUGCAGUUUUCUCUGAGGAACAUUGAUUUGAAUGACAGACCAUACAGUCACAAUGAUGCUUCAGAACACGGGACUUAUCAUGGUGGAUCUUCGCGAAAUGUAAAUGCAUAUGGAGGGCCUAAACUAAAUAAUCCUGUUAUUUCUAUAAUGGGUACUAGAGUGGAAGUCAAUAGGAAGGAUGUUGUUCCUCAGGUUGUAUCGUUACCAAAUGGCAAGGCUCUUGAGCCUGCAACAGAUGCAAGCAUGACAAGAACUGUAGGUUUUCUGGGGUUGGGUCCCACUGUGUCAUAUGCACAUUCUCCUGCAUUUAGUUAUAAUGGACUGGCUAUGGCACCAACGAUGUCCUUCUCUUCUGCCAUUUAUGGGGCCAGUGGCUCAAUCCCCUAUAUGGUCGAUUCUAGAGCAUCUGUUGUGCCUCAAAUGAUGGGCUCUACAUCUGCUGUCCGUCCAGCCUACUCUCAACCACAGUUCAUUAUGAGCAUGAGCAACGCACCUGUUGGUUUAAAUGGUUCAGUCCCCUCACGGCCUAAUUUUGAUCUGAAUUCCGGUUUAGCAAUUGAGGGAGUAAAUAGAGAUUCCAUUGGUGUAAGGCCGUCUUUCCUGCCUGGUCAAGACAGGUCAAUAGAAGAUCAUUUGAGGGCAAACUCACAACCCUCUAGUUCUGGAGUUGUUGCAAAAAGGAAGGAACCAGAUGGUGGAUGGGAGCCACACCUAUUUAACUACAGACAUCAGCAAUUUCCAUGAAAAUAAUUGAGAUUUGCGUUUCGAUUUAGAAGGUUUGUCUUCUGCUACUUCGUUGUCUUCGCCUUUGGUUCCCGAGAGUUCGGGUUCUUCGUCACUGGGUGCUUCGAAUGGGAAACUUGGAGCCAUGAGAUAGGAUUUGGAGCAGGCGAGUUCGUGCUUUCCCGGUUCAGAAGAGGGAUUUCUAGGUGCGUGGAAGGCAAAAAGAAGCGAGAACGUUAAGGGUGUCUUUAUUAUCGCUCUCCAUUCGCCCUAACGUUAAGCAAAACGGUGCAUUUGAAUAGUUGGGUUGGGUGCUUGCCUGGUUGGGUCCAGGUCCAUAAAAAAUUGGAUUUGGCAACUACAUAUGCAGAACCUGUGGCCCGUAUGGAGCCGAAUCCCACUUUCUACUUGCUUGCAACCAAUAAGCCCAUGCUGAAGAGGGUUUUCCUUGGAGACUAGGACCAGACCAGGACCAUCCAUCGAUCUCGUUCCUUUUAUGGGCGUAGACUACGGUUUUAGCUUCUAAUUUCUAUAUAUAUUAAAAAAAAAUAGAUAAUUUCAAAGUCUUGAUGUAUAUUUUUCUUCUUUCAUAAAAUA